AUGUUCAAAAAGCUAUUCGGUGUUACGAAGAAGACCUUCCUGGAGAAGAAUGUCGUUCGCGCUGGCGAGAACGACAAAUUCUACGAAGACAAGUGCACGUUCUGUUGGGGUCCAUACGACGAAGAUCAUCGCGCUGUGCGCGUGCAGCCUUGCGAUCACGUAUUCGGAGACGUCUGCCUCGAAGACAUGAUCGACGCCCCGAAUGGAGACAAAUGCCCCAUCUGUCGAGCAUCGAAUCCAGGCGUUCUGGUAUACACUCCAACCGUUCUGGUAUAG
Molecule: messenger RNA, 276 nt
Organism: Alternaria hordeiaustralica
Lineage: Eukaryota; Fungi; Ascomycota; Dothideomycetes; Pleosporales; Pleosporaceae
Exons: 3
Coding region: 1-276 (91 amino acids)
Source: RefSeq, a predicted model, not a curated record